Messenger RNA from Orcinus orca (killer whale), 252 nucleotides. RefSeq lists its product as uncharacterized. The record is from RefSeq and is a predicted model, not a curated record. The coding region runs from base 1 to 252 and encodes 83 amino acids. The transcript has 2 exons. Lineage: Eukaryota; Metazoa; Chordata; Mammalia; Artiodactyla; Delphinidae.
AUGGCGAGGCAUUUAUUGGGAUUCCAUGCUGAUUCUGAAGGCAUGGCCACCUCUACCCCAGGGCACGCGAGUCUAGCCAGAGUUUUGCCUACUGCUGCUGGUAGCUACAUUGUAGCUGUGAACGCUCUGCUCCUCUCCCCUUCACCCUUGAAGAUUUGCGAACAUGCAGGAUUGGGCUGUGUGAGGCAGAGCCUUCCCCGAAUGGUAGGCAGUAGAGGAUGUGGUUCUGAUCGUUUUACCCACUGGGGCUGA